CUUUGGGGGUUGCGGCGGGUCAGCGACAGGCGCGCAUUCGGCCAGCGCCUGUGCAGCUUUGCUUGGGAAGACUCGAACUGGCGCCGGAAAUUUUACGAAGACGUGAUUUUCAAAGCUAAUUAUGAAAACAUUUGUCGUGGGAAUCAGUGGUGUGACAAAUGGCGGGAAGACAACACUGGCUAAGAAUUUGCAGAAACACCUCCCAAACUGCAGUAUCGUAUCUCAGGAUGAUUUCUUUAAGCCAGAGUCUGAGAUAGAGACAGACGCAAAUGGAUUUCUGCAGUAUGACGUUCUUGAAGCGCUCAAUAUGGAAAAAAUGAUGUCCACCAUUUCCUGCUGGAUGGAAAGCCAAGGACAGUCCCUGGCAUCAACAGACUCUGGAAGUGCCGAGGAAAUUCCCAUAUUGAUCGUCGAAGGCUUCCUUCUCUUUAAUUAUAAGCCCCUCGACACACUAUGGAACAGAAGCUACUUUCUGACCAUUCCGUAUGAAGAAUGUAAGAGGAGGAGGAGUAUAAAGUUUCCUGUGUGUUUUGAUAGUACGAGAGUCUACGAGCCUCCAGACACCCCAGGGUAUUUUGAUGGCCACGUGUGGCCCAUGUAUCUAAAGCACAGACGAGAAAUGGAGAAGAUCACGUGGGAGAUCGUUUACCUAGAUGGAACAAAAUCUGAAGACGACCUCUUUAAAGAAGUGUAUGAAGAUCUAAUACAAGAACUAGCAAAGCAAAAGUGUUUGCACGUGACAACGUAAAGAUGGAGUGCACUGAACCCUUCGGGGGAUGAAUUAGGAAACUCGAAGGCCUCUAUUCAAGAACCUGCACGAAGAUACAAUAUGUACUUUGGUAUGAUGACAGCUGUAGUUCGUUCGUUUGUGUUACCACAUAUGAUUUCCGCCACGUGAGGAACAGUAAAUAGGGAUCCGUGCCACUGGACGGGAAUGUACCUUGAUGAGUUGUUCUCGCUCCAAGGAGUGCAGAGAUACAGCAUUAGCUCACUAACGAGUCAGUUCCUCUAGACCAAUGAUCAUCAAACUUUUCCAAAUAGGACCAAGUACGAAAUAAGGUUUACAUCACAAUCCAGUAGAGAUGUAAUCCAUUAUGUUUGUGUGUGUCUCUGUGUGUGUAGGUAUAUAUGUGUGCAAUGUGUGUAUAGAGAUACACACACAUCCAAGGAUCACAAAGGAUUUACCCAAAGCAUGCUGAUAUUUUUCUAUUUUUAAUUUUUUUAUAAUCUUCAUUACCAUCCAGUACCGAUGCCUAUUUCCUGCAAAUGAAGGCUUUACCAGGAGUAGCAGUCACAUUGAGCGCAUCAACAGUUUGCUGCAAUGUCUUUUUUGUGUGGGUUCUGUUGCUGUGGCUGCUUUUCCUGUUCCUUGCAUAUGUGUAAAACCACUGGGUCGCUGUGUCUCUUGUGUUGCUACUUUGUUACAAAUGGUAUAUUUUCUGUUUUAUUUUGGGUUUUGUCAAACCAGUGGUUUGAAGUCCCAGAAAUCAGUUACAGUUACUUAGAUGAUAAGUAGUACCUUUGAUUGAAAGGAAGAGACAGGAGAUCUGAAUUCUAUAAUGUUUUGAGGUCUCUUUAAAUACUGGAAUUUAAAUCAUGUAUUAUACUGAUCAACCUCUUGUUUUUUUAACAAACAGAUUGCUCACAAUCCUCUCAGUCUUUACAAAUAGAAAUGUAUUGUUACACUAACUUUAACUGUAACUCAUUUGAUCAGCUCUCAUUAUUUCUAUAUUUCUAACUAGCUUGUCCUCAGUGGCAAUUAGGGAAGGGGUUUUUUUGGUCACACGUACUACACAAAACAACAAAAAAGAACAAAAAAACAAACCUGGCAGUUCUUCCACCUAAUAGCUAUAUGACUUGGAUCACACUAUUCAAAGUCUUCAUUUCCUCUUUGUAAAAGGGGAAUAUCAACAGUACUUAGCAUGGGUGUAGCGUAGAAUAAGGAUCAUGUUCAAAAUCCUUCCCACGGCCCCCAGGGCAUUCCCUGAACUAGCUUCAGUGUGCCUGCCUCUCUAUUCUCAUUGCCCAUCGUUCAGUCCAUUGCUGUUCGGUGCUGAGACCUCCUGCCCUCAAACUUACCAGGGCCCUUCCUGCCUCAUGGCGGGCAGCCAGGCUGUUCCCGACACUCGGAGCAAGUGCCACAGCCUUUCCCUCCAACCAGCCUGUCCCUCCACAGAGGCAGACAUCCUGCUUCAUGGAGGACUUCUCUCAUCCUUCCCUCCACAGACGCUCUCAAAGCCGCCCUACCUGGCCGUCGCAGCACUCAUCCCAAUUGUAACUGUCCUGCCCCCUACACAGCCGCUCUUUUAGUGGCUAUCUCCCCAGCUACAUGGAAGCUCCAUGAAGGCAGGUCUGACCUCUGUGACUUAGUUACAGACACGCCCCUGCUCACCAGCACAGUGUCUGGCUCAUGGUGAACACACAAAAAAUAGCGGGUACUUUUUAUAACUUCCUAUUACAUCAGGAAUGGAUUCACAUGCAACCAAUAUCUUAUUCGAGGACUAGUAACUUACACUCAUUGGGAUUUAUUUUUAUUUAUUUAUUUAUUUAUUUAUUUAUUUAUUUUUACAAAAGAAGGAAGUUUAAGGCAGGCAGUCUAGGGUUUGCACGUCGAGUUGUCAGAUUUAGGGGGAAAAAAACAACAAAAUUAGAGGACGCACAGGUAAAUUUGAAUUUCAGGUAAACUGUAGCUCUUUAUCAAUAACUUUAGUAUAAAUAAAUCCCUGGGUGUCAUAUUUUAUAUGGGUGUCAUAUUUUAUAUGGCACCUCGCUUUUGCAGCGACUCAAAAAUGUCAGGAGAAAAAAAGCCAGGGUUUUCCACCCUGGACUUGUGGACCUAUCACCAGGAGGUCACAGGGAAGCAUUGGAAACUCCCAACAUAGUGUCAGCAACCAAGAAGGACGAUGGUGUCGGGAGGCACACACAGGUGGCCAUGUGCCUUCCAGAGUCACCCAACAGUGUCCCCUGCAGACUUCGUAUGUCCCUGGAGCCGGAACUGGCUCACGUGGCCACUUCUCACUGCAAAGGGAGGCUAGAUAGAGGGUGUCAUGUCACAUUUGAACCAAUUAUGAUUCAUUGUCUGGGAAUGCUGCCACGGGAACAAAAUCAAGCCUCUUUCAGCAAGGAAGGAGGAGGGAACAGGUGAGAAAUCGAAAGUGCCUGCCACAAUCUUUUUUUUCUUUAUCUUUUUCUUUUUAAUGUUUCUUAUUUUUGAGAAAGCAUGAGCAGGGGAGGGGCAGAGAGGGGGAGAGAGAGAGAGGGGAUCCAAAGCAGGCUCUGUGCUGACAGUAGCCAGCCCGACACGGGGCUCGAGCUCACAAACUGCAAGAUCAUGACCUGAGCCAGAGUCAGACGCCCAACCCACCGAUGGCUGUAAUUCCAAAUUCCUGUUAUCAAAACAAUAGGAAUUUUUUUCUAGAAUAAAAAUGUAGACACAAUUUUUCAAACAUCAUUUCCGAGAAUUUGUGAAAUACCCACUUCACCCCUUCCCCCAGCACAGAGGGAUGUCCCUGCUGAUUGAAAAUUAUUACACACUGAAAAUCAAUGGGGACUUUUCUCCCCAUUUCAGCUUGGGGAAGUAGGUCAGAGAGAGGCUUUAUCUUAAAGGGGAAAAGAAAAACCUUAACAGACAUUAAAAAUGGAAAUAUGCAGGGUGCCUGGGUGGCUCAGUCGGUUAAGUGUCCGACUUCGGUUCAAGUCAUGAUCUCACGGUUUGUGAGUUCGAGCCUCGUGUCAGGCUCUCUGCUUUCAGCAUGGAGCCUGCUUCAGAUCCUCUGUCCCCUCUCUCUCUACCCGUCCCCUGCCUGCUCUUGCUCUCUCUCAAAAAUAAAUAAACGUUAAAAAAAUUAAAAAUGGAAGUAUUCAAAGCACUUUGAGAGGAGAUAAAUGUCUUUUUGCUUACUACUCUCAGUGAGGAAUAAAUCAGGAAUUGGAAAUGAAGGCUACGAGUGCCUCCUUUCUGGCUACAGCUCCUCUUACCCGUGCAGUGAAUGGGACUUUGUAUCUACUGCAGGAGGCACUCGCUCUCUAUACUGGAGGGAGCGAACCUGCUGAAGUCUUCACUCUUCUGUGCGUGAGUAACCUCAGUCCUUUAGGUGAACUUAGAGGAAGGUUUCAUCGUUCUUGAUCUCAGGAGGAAAUUAAAAAGGGACCUCAAGGGGCGCCUGGGUGGCGCAGUCGGUUAAGCGUCCGACUUCAGCCAGGUCACGAUCUCGCGGUCCGUGAGUUCGAGCCCCGCGUCAGGCUCUGGGCUGAUGGCUUGGAGCCUGGAGCCUGUUUCUGAUUCUGUGUCUCCCUCUCUCUCUGCCCCUCCCCUGUUCAUGCUCUGUCUUUCUCUGUCCCAAAAAUAAAUAAAAAACGUUGAAAAAAAAUUAAAAAAAAAUAAAAAAUAAAAAAA
Molecule: messenger RNA, 4396 nt
Organism: Panthera uncia (snow leopard)
Lineage: Eukaryota; Metazoa; Chordata; Mammalia; Carnivora; Felidae
Gene: NMRK1
Product: nicotinamide riboside kinase 1
Exons: 9
Coding region: 122-748 (208 amino acids)
Cellular component (GO): cytoplasm
Source: RefSeq, a predicted model, not a curated record